AUGAUCACACAGGGUCACGGUAAUUAUCCAGUGCAUGUGUCUAGACGUCGAGGGCACCACCUGUCAGUCAGCCGCUGUAUCGCCUCCACCUGUCAGUCAGCCGCUGUAUCGCCUCCACCUGUCAGUCAGCCGCUGUAUCGCCUCCACCUGUCAGUCAGCCGCUGUAUCGCCUCCACCUGUCAGUCAGCGUACCAGUCAGUCAGCCGCUGUAUCGCCUCCACCUGUCAGUCAGCCGCUGUAUCGCCUCCACCUGUCAGUCAGCCGCUGUAUCGCCCCUCCACUGUCAGUCAGCCGCUGUAUCGCCUCCACCUGUCAGUCAGCCGCUGUAUCGCCUCCACCUGUCAGUCAGCCGCUGUAUCGCCUCCACCUGUCAGUCAGCCGCUGUAUCGCCUCCACCUGUCAGUCAGCCGCUGUAUCGCCUCCACCUGUCAGUCAGCCGCUGUAUCGCCUCCACCUGUCAGUCAGCCGCUGUAUCGCCUCCACCUGUCAGUCAGCCGCUGUAUCGCCUCCACCUGUCAGUCAGCCGCUGUAUCGCCUCCACCUGUCAGUCAGCCGCUGUAUCGCCUCCACCUGUCAGUCAGCCGCUGUAUCGCCUCCACCUGUCAGUCAGCCGCUGUAUCGCCUCCACCUGUCAGUCAGCCGCUGUAUCGCCUCCACCUGUGA
Messenger RNA from Knipowitschia caucasica, 663 nucleotides. NCBI's taxonomy places the organism in Eukaryota, Metazoa, Chordata, Actinopteri, Gobiiformes, Gobiidae. The record is from the annotation of a GenBank genome assembly.